GUUUGUCUCAAUACACUUAUCAACGUUUAUAAUCAAGAAUUUUUCAAUAAAUUAAAUUUUUGGUUUGUUUGGGUAUCAUAACAAACUCACCAUGCUUUGGCCAAAGGACAUCUUGUUUUUCACAAUGGUUGUGAUGACACUGAUUUCAUCUUUAAGGGCUGGUCCUGGGGCUUUUUCUGAAACUGGUGCUGUUUAUGGAGCAGUCUCUGAAAACACAAUCCGUUUUGGCAAACUUUUAAUAGGUGCUGAAGAGCGGUUCCACCUUGCUGAAGCUAAGCUGCAUCGUUUGGGUCCUUCUGUGCAAUGUGGAAAUGAUUCAAUGACCUUGCGCAUUCCAGGGGCAAUAAGAACUCCCCACUUUCUGGUUGAUCGAGGAGAUCAGUCAAUAGUGCCUCUGUCUGAGUUGCCAGCCAGCUGUGGUUUCUCGCUGAAGCGGGCACGCAGAGAUGUUUCUCUUGUUGCUCCAUACCAGGGAUGCGUCCGACUACAGGACGGAAGUUAUGUUCUGCCACUGCUUGUAAUGGGGGCUCCCGUGCAAAUGUCUUGCCCUGCAAGUAAUCUCAUCCCUACUGUGUCCUGCUUUCCCUCUUACAUGACUAUCUCGCUUGAUGUUGGAGUAGAUGAUGUUAAAGUUAAAGUUGAUGGAUCAUGGCAGCCUUUACUUUUAACACCUCCCAAAUGCUCAUUCACAUUGGAGACUGUUGAUGGUUCACUGGUUAUCACGGCACCAUUAGGAAGCUGUUUGGAAGUGAAGGAUGCUGAAAUGCAGCUCCCUCUGAUGUACGGUGACCGGGAAGUGACUCUUUCUUGUCCUGUGACUCCAAUGCUGGCCCCAACAACCAUUGCUCCUGUCCAGGACCCACUGGACCGUCAUCAAAUAUUUUACCCUUCCCCGUUUGGAAAACCCUGGUGGUAUCAUCCACAUUCUCCUCGUUACCCUUUACCUCCCACUGUGCCUCCUACGACUCUUCCUCCUCUUCAAGACCCUAACCAACAUGUGUUCCCUCACAUGUAUCCCAUGUCAAUGUUUGAUCCUUACUUGUAUUCUAGUGGUUCCGCAGCAAAAUGGCCCAGUUACCCGAUGUUUCCUCCUUAUAUAUACCACCACUCCAAGAGCCCAGUUGAAGUAACAACGACACCUUCCACAACCACCGCUGCUCAGUUUGAGCAGUUUGCAGGUUAUCCUCCAAUGUACCCAAUGUUCUAUGGGCGUCAAUCCUUCAAGCCUUUUGUUCCUGCUGGUGGAAAAUAUCGCUUCAUGCCCUAACAUCCUCAAGAUCCAGGACUUUCUAGAUCUAAUUUUAUCAAAUAUUUACUGUAACAAACAGGAAUAAAUGAGUGGUUGGAUCAUG
This is a messenger RNA of Megalobrama amblycephala (Wuchang bream), 1352 nucleotides long. RefSeq lists its product as uncharacterized. The record is from RefSeq and is a predicted model, not a curated record. Lineage: Eukaryota; Metazoa; Chordata; Actinopteri; Cypriniformes; Xenocyprididae. The coding region runs from base 92 to 1267 and encodes 391 amino acids. The transcript is spliced from 6 exons.